GAGUAUUAUUACUCUGAAAAUCUGAGAUCCAAUUAUCCAAAUAGCAAAUGCUGCGAGGUAGUAACUAACAACUACCGACUUGUAAUGAUUUAUUAUAUUUUUAUUCGUGUUAUUCUGUUUGGCUUUGGCGAAUCACGCGUGGCAACUGGCACGUCUUAUCUACCAGCCGACGACUCAUGAAAUGAGUAUUGGCCUCUGUAAUCCUUGUAUUCGAUUUUGUCAUGAAUUUACUGACAUUUAACUAUGUCUCCGUCCUAUCGGUUUUUGAUCUAAAAAUGUCACUUACACUUUACAUCAUAGUAACAUGCAUAAAGUUACUAUGUCUACCUUGUUUGUAAGUGUCAAUUAAAUCUCUUAUUCAGUCUAUUAUAUUAAAAUAAUUUUGAUUAAUUUUUUUCAUAAUUUAAGAUGUUUAUUUUUUAUUGAUAUUUAUAGUUUUUCGACUGAUUUCGAGGUGCACCGCAACUGGCUGGCAACGACCUAUAGUCUUCCCCUAGAACAAUGGUAUUCGGCCACACAUUCGCCGUGGACACUCGACUAUCCACCACUGUUUGCAUGGUUUGAAUAUUUCCUAGCCCAAAUCGCGUUCUAUGUCGAUGUUGACAUGUUAUCAAUAAAAAAUCUAAACUAUGAAUCCGUUGCCACAGUUCAUUUUCAACGACUGAGUGUAAUUGUUACCGACUUUGUUUUCUAUUAUGGAUCUCGACAGUUAGUAUAUUUUAUUUUGAUUAAUUUCCAACCGGGAUGUAAAUAUUAUAUUGUGUUCAUUAAUAUAUUAUUCUGUUAUACACAAAAAAAACACUGCCAAAUAAUCUAAAAUACUAAGUGUUAAACUAGCAUUGUCACAUUAAUUUUUAAUUAACUUAUUAACCAUUUUUUACUUUUGAUAUCAGUUUUACCAUGUUAAUUGAAAAAAAAAAUAAUUUUAAUUAAUUCCAACUAAAUCAUAAAAGUAUCAAAUUUUACAGUAAAAUUAUUAUUUAAUACUAAUAAGGAUAAAUAACUUUGUUUCAAAAUGAAAUUGUAUUUAAAACUGUUAUCUAAAAGAAUACAUUAAGGAUGUUUAUAUUGUUUUUUAAUAAUUUGUUUGAAUUAAUUGAAUCUUAAGCAUUUACCACGUUAUAAAUUGUCAGAAUAUAGACCACUUUGAGAUAAUGUAAAAUAAUAACUAUCCUCUUAAAUAAAUAUUAAACGUAAUUUUCAAAUUAAAUUUUAAACCAUUUUUAAUAAUUAAAAUAUGAAAUUUAAUAAAUUUAUUAGCUUUGGAAAGUUAAAUAAGUUAAUUACAUACAAUUUUAUUGGAAAAUAUAUACAAUUUAAUAAUAAUAAUUAUUAGUUAUUACUAUUUUUAUUUUUGCCAUAUGAUUUAUUUGUAAAUUUUGAGAGUUUAUGUAAGAUUAAUAUGUUCUUUAGAUGUGCUCAGGCUUUGGUAGUAUUAGGGAUGUCUCCAAAGACUAGGAAAAAAAACCCUAAUUUGGAAGACUAUGAAAUCAAUGUUUUUAUGAUUGAAAUACUAUUAGUAUUUAAUAUAAUGCUAAUGAUUAUUGACCAUAUCCACUUUCAGUACAAUGGAUUUCUUUUUGGUAUCCUUCUUGUAUCAAUAGCUCACAUUUUAAAGGUAAGAAUAUUCAUUUUUAAUCAAAAUUCAGUUUUAAAUGUAUAUUUCUUUUUUAGGGUCAAAGUUAUCGAGGUGCCUUUUGGUUUAUAGUUUUAUUGAAUUUUAAACAUAUUUAUUUAUAUUUAGCACCGGUUUAUUUUAUAUACUUACUAAAACACUUUUGUUUUGGGCAAAAUUUAAAAACGACAUUAAAACGAUUGAUAAAUCUAGGAAUAAUUGUUCUUGGUGUAACUAGUAUCUCAUUUGGACCUUUUGUGGUUAAAGGUCAAAUUACACAGGUAAUGUAAAUUACAAUAUUAAUUAUAAUUUCUAUUUAUUUUAUUUUAUUGUUUUUUAGGUUUUAAAACAGCUAUUUCCAUUCAAACGGGGUCUAUCGCAUGCAUAUUGGGCACCUAAUUUUUGGGCCAUGUAUAACACAGCUGAUAUUGGCGCUAAAUUUAUAUGUAAAUUUAACUUAAUUUAUGUGUGGUCAAUUUAACAUGCUACAUUUACAUCUUAUCAAUUUUUGUUUGUUUUUUAUAUACAUAUAAAUUAAAUUCAGAAACCGCCAUUUUAAAAUCUUAAAUGAAGUAUGUUAAAUGGAUCAAUCUAUGUAUACAAAUUAUACUACAACAAUUUAUCACCAUAAAAGUGGUGGAAAUAAUGUAAAAAUCAAUAUUUGACCAUUUAAUAUAGUGAAGCUUUGAGGACUAAGGUAUACCAUCAAAUUUGUAAAACCUUUUUGAAAUUAAAGAAGCAAAUUUAAAUUUGUAAGAUACUAUUAUAUAUUAUUUAACAAUAUAUUGUGUAUACUAAUAAGUCACCUAGUAUAAUUCGUUUUUAUUUAUUUAUUGGUAUAAAUUAUAAACUAAUUCUCUGUGUAUUUUCAGAUAAAAAAUUAGAUUUGAUCAACAAUGACAAUUCGACUUCAAUGACUAGAGGAUUAGUUCAAGAAUAUGAUCACUAUAUUUUGCCAUCCAUUACUCCACAAAUUACUUUUACCUUAACAGCCAUGUUUCUGUUGGUGAGUUUUAUACUAUUACUUUUUAUUAGUAUUAUUAUUUGAUUAAGUUUUUUUAUUGUGUAAUAUUAAAAAUAAUAAUUAAUGCUAAUAAUAGUUACAGAACUUUUAAGAACGGAAAUUGUUAAUCCAAUUCAAAUUUUAAGUUCUAAUAACUAAAAAAGUAUAGAAAUAGUUUCAAAAUUACAUAAUUUACAUUUCAUGUAAUUGUCUUUAUAUCAUUUGGUUUUAAUAAAUAUUUGUUAAAAUUAUAUUUUGAUAUUUAUGGUUAUAAAUGUCCAGAGUAUUUUGUAUUUUUUAAAUUAUACUUGCACAUAAAUUACAUUUGUAUGUAUAUUUUAUAUCAUAUUAGAUAUACAUAAUUCAUUCAAUAGUUUUAAUUUACUUAAUAUUGAUAUUUUUAUUUUUAGCCAUGUUUAUAUAAAAUGUGGAUAUCCCAAAAGAGUGCAAUUGGUUUUGUCCGAUGCAUUGUUAUAUGCGGCUUAACUUCAUUUAUGUUUGGUUGGCAUGUUCACGAAAAAGCACUACUUAUAGUAAUUAUACCAUUGACGUAAGUUAUUAAGUUUUAAUUUGAAUAUUAUAACAAUGAGUAAUUAAUAAAGUAUAAACUUAUAACUUAUUUUUAUAAUUUGCAGAUUAUUAAUAAAUACUACCACAAAUGAUUGUUCUGUGUUUACAAUGCUAUCAACUAUUGGUGUAUAUUCUUGUUUUCCAUUGUUGUUUAGGCCAUCUCAAUUUAUCACCAAGUUACUUUUAUUUUGUAUUAAUGUUUAUUUUUUGUAUGUUACUGGUAAAUUUAAGCAACUAAAGUUUAUAGAAAAUAUGUAUUUAAUGUCUCUCUGGCCAUUGAUGUUGUCAACUGAAAUAGUAUGGGGAAUUUUUCAGUUGGAUAAGAUGUAUCCAUUUUUACCAUUGAUGCUUACAUCAUUCCAUAACAGUAUAGGUGUAUUUUAUUGUUGGUUAAAGUUCUAUGUACACUAUACUUUUAAUUAAUAUUAUUGUCUAUACAUAAUUAUUAUUCAUUACUACCUUAUGUAUAAGAGUAAACAUAUACUUAAUUGAUAAAUCUAUAGGUAUAUUUUAUGAAAAUAUGUUGGUGUUAUUUUGAUAUUUAAAUGUUAUUGUAGCCUAG
Cinara cedri is the source of this 3750-nucleotide messenger RNA. The record is from the annotation of a GenBank genome assembly. NCBI's taxonomy places the organism in Eukaryota, Metazoa, Arthropoda, Insecta, Hemiptera, Aphididae.